AUGUCUCUUGAAGAAGGAAAACUCGCAGAAAAAUAUUACUCGGCUCCAAAAAUCGCCAACCCAGCUCCACUUGGUUUAAGUGGUUUCGCUUUAACAACAUUUGUAUUGUCAAUCCAUAAUGCUGGAGCCUCCACAGUAUUGAUUCCAGAUAUCGUGGUAGGAUUAGCACUAUUUUAUGGUGGUUUGGUACAAUUAUUGGCGGGAAUGUGGGAAUUUAAAACCGGAAAUACCUUUGGUGCCACUGCCUUUUCUUCCUAUGGUGGCUUUUGGCUUUCUUUUGGUGUAAUAUCCAUCCCAGCUUUUGGUAUUAAAGCUGCUUAUGCAGAAGCAGAUAAAUUGGCCUUCACUCAUGCCGUUGGAAUAUAUCUAAUUGGAUGGACAAUAUUCACAUUCCUCUUAUUUUUGGCAACAUUCCGAUCUAACGGAGGAAUAAUGGCAUUGUUCUUUUUCUUAACGUUGACUUUCCUUUUAUUGACGUUAGGAAAGUUUGUGAGUGAAGAUCAGCCAUUUCCAAACGGUUUUACAAGAGCUGGUGGUAUAUUCGGUAUAAUUACUGCGUUGAUCGCUUGGUAUAACGCUUUAGCAGGUUUACUUACCCCUGAUAGCUCUUAUUUCACUUUACCUACUUUUGAUUUAAGUCGCAAGA
Funneliformis mosseae is the source of this 646-nucleotide messenger RNA. The record is from the annotation of a GenBank genome assembly. Lineage: Eukaryota; Fungi; Glomeromycota; Glomeromycetes; Glomerales; Glomeraceae.